CCACUGAUCCACUAAACAUAUCAAUAUGGGGCGGUGCAUGCUUUGUAGUGUGCCCACUGCUCAUCACAGACAACAAAACAGUUCACAGUUGGUGCUACAGCAAUUUAUGAUCUCAAUAACAUUGCAUUUGAUUUCCUUGCAAUGUUGCACCAACCAAGCUCAUGGCCUUGUCCCCUAACCCAAUCAUGGAUCAAUGGCUCCAGACUGGAUUGGAAGUCAUCCUCUCCAGCUAUAAAUUCAAGGCAGGGUGGCCUCCGAGAAGCAUCAGUUCAUCCACAAACACAAGCAUUUGCAAACGCAAGAGUUUUCCAGGUUCCAUUUCUAAAUUCUAAUUCUAGUCAAGAAGAAGGAGAAAUGGCCAUGAUCAGUGCCAAGAGGAUUGCUCAGCUGGCCAAGAAGUGGCGAAGGAUGGCAGCCCUGGGGAGGAAGCGGCUUACAGCGUCGUCGUCGUCGUCGUCGACGGCGACACAAGAGGCCCAUGGUUGCUCCACGGCGGCGGCGGCGGUUGCCGGAAAGGGCCACUGCGCCAUCUACACCGCCGACGGCGCGCGGUUCGAGGUGCCACUGGCGUACCUCGGCACAGCGGUCUUUGGCGAGCUCCUGAGGGUGUCACAGGAGGAGUACGGCUUCUCCGGCGACGGCAGGAUCAUGCUGCCGUGUGACGCCAUGGUGAUGGAGUACGUGAUGUGCUUGCUUGGGAGAAAUGCUUCGGUGGAGGUCGAGAAGGCGUUCUUGAGCUCCAUGGUGAUGCCGUGUCACAAUGCAAGCUGUGUGGCAUCAUCAUCAUCAUCUUUGGGAGCCUAUCAGCAACUUGCUGUUUGCAGUAACUAGAAUUGUUCUGUUUGUUUGA
Oryza brachyantha (malo sina) is the source of this 850-nucleotide messenger RNA. Its product is annotated as auxin-responsive protein SAUR36-like. NCBI's taxonomy places the organism in Eukaryota, Viridiplantae, Streptophyta, Magnoliopsida, Poales, Poaceae. The record is from RefSeq and is a predicted model, not a curated record. The transcript has a single exon. Gene Ontology annotation, biological process: response to auxin. Bases 142 to 831 code for a protein of 229 amino acids.